AUGAAGCUGUUGAAGUUGCUGAUGCAGAACGACAGCAUUAGAAUCCUGGCGCUGAAGUUUUACAAGCCGGACCGCUUGGAAGACGAAUUGCUGCAAUGUGCAGAGACUAUUACUCUCGCACUAUACAAAGACAAAGAACAGUCUGCUUCUCUCGGGACUUUCAGAUACAAUUUGUUUUCUACAAACUUCGCAAAGGCAAAAAGAAAACGCCCCUAG
This is a messenger RNA of Acanthoscelides obtectus, 216 nucleotides long. Lineage: Eukaryota; Metazoa; Arthropoda; Insecta; Coleoptera; Chrysomelidae. The record is from the annotation of a GenBank genome assembly.